Odontomachus brunneus is the source of this 406-nucleotide messenger RNA. RefSeq lists its product as uncharacterized. The transcript has a single exon. The record is from RefSeq and is a predicted model, not a curated record. Lineage: Eukaryota; Metazoa; Arthropoda; Insecta; Hymenoptera; Formicidae. The coding region runs from base 1 to 360 and encodes 119 amino acids.
AUGAACGACUGCGCCAUCCUGCUACCCAGCGAGGACAACAAGUGGCUAAGCUUCAACAAUUAUAGCAGGAAGGAGCAAGUUCCAUUUGUGGUGUAUACUGACUUUGAAUGCAUCUUACAGAAGACUGUAAGCGAGAAGGAAGAGGAGGGAUGUACAUCGCGCGCGUAUCAACAUCACAAAGUAUUUAGCAUAGCAUAUUACUUGCGUUGCUCACAUAAUAAUUCAUUGUCAUAUUUUCGGAGCCGUCGCGAUACGGAUUGUAUUUCGUGGUUCGUCAAGCAACUCGAAGAGUUAGCGCACUGCGUAAAAAUAAUUUUGUGUACUAAUCUCCCCAUGGAAACUUUGUCGAAGGAACAGUGAGCGGCAUUUCGUAACGCGACGCCAUGUCACGUGUGCGAGAAGCCAU